GUUGCAUGUUGUGUUUAUAUUUUUGUUCAGUAUAAAUACCAUUCUCAAGUAGAUACCAUUUCACCCUAGGAGAAAAAACCCUGAAACACACCAUCAACUAUACGUACCUUAGUCUGACUAGAAGUUCAUCUGGGCAGUUUGACAUGGCCAUAAUGUCUCUAACAGAUGAAGCACGCAGAGCAUAUUUUGCAUUUAGAAAGAGCCAGUAUAAAUUAACCACCAAUUAGAAUUUGGCAUAAAUUAUUUGACUCUGUCAUGACUCCAAUCAUUCUAUAUGGCAGCGAAAUGUUGGGGUCCCCUUUACAAUUUAAAAUAUACAUGAUGGGAUUAAAGCCCCACCAACAUUUAACACCUGGAAAUGUGUUAAAAAUAAUAAUAAGAUAAAAUAAUUCAAACAAAGGAAGACAUUAACAAUGUACAGACCAUAGAGACAGGACACCAUAGAGAUAUCAUGGACGUCAGAGAAGAAAGACUAUGUAAGCACUGUGGGUCGGGAAUGAGCAGCUCUUCCUACUCCACUGCUGCACAUAUGACUCAACCAGAGGUAUUUAUCUCCUGAAAUUUGAAGAAAGAAUUGCAGGAUCUCUUGAACUACCUGUUGAGGAGAUGUUUUGGGUGGAGAAAACGUAGAGACAGUUGGUUAUGUCCUGGCCUAUCAUAAUAUAAGAGAGACAAUAGCUCACACCAUGUCAUGCACACGAGCCCUUGUUGAUUUAAUUUCUCAAUUGUUGUGUGUUUGUUCAAUGUUUUGUGUAUUAUUUUCUGUAUAAUUGUUUUUGUUGAUAUAUAUAUAUUAUUAUUGUUGCUCAAACAUAUUGUUCAUGUGUAAUUCCUUAUAUACAUUGCUUUGGCAACAGUGGCAACCACCCAUUCAUGGCAACAAAGCAUUUAUUGAAUUGAGAGAGAAUAUGAAUAUGAAUAAAAUAUUAUAUAGAUAAUCUGGCCAUUCCUUCAGGCAUGAUAAGGGGGUGGGGUCAAACACUCAAACACUCAAACAGUACACCAGCCAACGUGCAACAUUAUCAAAUGCCUCUGCCUCAUCUAGUUUGCUUUUACAUUGCAUGUUUGGUGUCAGUACAUAAGGAUAUAUUUAUGAGGGAGAGAGAGAGUGAGAGCGCGAGAGACAGAGAGAGAGAGAGAGAGGGUCUACGUAUAUUCAUGAGCAGGAAGGGGAAAUCUAAUUUGUUCCUCUCUCUCUCAAAGUGAAUGACCAACGCACUUGUAGUAGGUGAUCAUAUCUGCCUGCAGAGUUAACCAGUGGAUAUCAGCUCUCCUGUCUAUCCUGUGUGUGUACCACCAUGCCAUCAUACACAGUGACGGUGGCUACAGGGAGCCAGUGGUUCGCAGGGACUGAUGACUACAUAUACAUCACCCUGGUGGGAACAGAGGGAUGCAGUGAGAGGACUUUACUGGACAAACCACUCUACAACGACUUCGAGAGAGGGGCUGUGGACUCGUAUGAUGUGACGGUGGGGGAGAACCUGGGAGAGAUGGAGCUGGUGAAGAUAGAGAAGAAUAAGUACUGGGUUCAGGAUGACUGGUACUGUAAGUACAUCACAGUGAAGACCCCUUCUGGAGACUACAUAGAGUUCCCCUGCUUCCGCUGGCUGAUAGACAACAAGGAGGUGGUCCUCAGGGAUGGCAAAGCACGGCUGCCAAAGGACGACAAGACCAGACUGGAGAAGCAGCACCGACGUAAAGAGCUGGAGAGCAGACGGAAAACCUACAGAUGGAGUGAGUGGCAGCCUGGGUUUCCUAUGAGUAUAGAUUCCAACACACACAAGGAGCUUCCCAGAGACAUCCAGUUUGACAGCGAGAAAGGAGUGGACUUCGUUCUUAACUACAGUAAGGCCAUAGAGAACCUGUGUGUGAACCAGUUCAUGCACAUGUUCCAGUCCUCCUGGAAUGACUUUGCUGACUUUGAGCGAAUCUUCGUCAGGAUCAAAAACACCAUCUCAGAGUAUGUGAUGCAGCACUGGAAAGAGGAUUUUAUGUUUGGCUACCAGUACCUGAACGGCUGUAACCCAGUGAUGAUCCAGAAGUGCACCAAGCUGCCAGAGAAGUUCCCCGUUACACACGACAUGGUGGCAGACUGUCUGGAGAGAGAGAUGACUCUGGAGGAGGAGCUCAAGGCUGGUAACAUCUACCUAGCAGACUAUGAGUUGAUGGAAGACAUUAGUCCCAACAGUACAGACCCCUGUACUCUGCAGUAUCUGGCUGCUCCUAUCUGUCUGCUGUACAACAACAGCCAGAGCAAGAUCCUGCCUCUGGCCAUACAGCUGGGUCAGAGUCCAGGGGAGGACAACCCUAUCUUCCUGCCCAGUGAUGGUCAGUAUGACUGGAUGCUAGCUAAGAUCUGGGUCCGCUCCUCUGACUUCCACAUCCACCAGACAGUCACCCACCUGCUGAGGACUCACCUGGUCUCGGAGGUGUUUGGAGUGGCCAUGUUCAGACAGCUGCCUUCUGUACACCCCGCAUAUAAGUUGCUCCUUCCUCACGUUCGUUUCACCAUCGCCAUCAACACCAAGGCCAGAGAGCAACUCAUCUGUGAGUUUGGCAUCUUCGAUAAGGCCAACGGUACAGGAGGUGGAGGUCAUGUAGAAAUGAUCCAGAAGGCCAUGAGGCAACUGACCUUCAGAUCUCUGUGUUUCCCUGAUGCCAUUAAGGCCCGCGGGGUGGACAGCCCUGAGGACCUACCCUACUACUACUACAGAGAUGACGGGAACAGGGUCUGGGACGCCACCAAGAGUUUUGUGUGGGACGUGGUGUGUAUCUACUACGACAGUGAUGCCACAGUACAGAAGGAUGAGGAGAUCCAGGCGUUUGUUAAAGAUGUCUGCAGCUUUGGGAUGCAGGACCUUGACUGCUGUGAGUUUCCCAAGUCCCUGAAGACACGUGAGGAUCUCACAGAGUACCUGACUGUCAUCAUCUUCACUGCCUCAGCUCACCACGCUGCUGUCAACUUCGGACAGUAUGACUGGUGCUCGUGGAUCCCCAACGCUCCCCCCACCAUGCGUAAGCCCCCUCCCACACAGAAAGGGGUGGUAGAUGUGAAGUUCAUCAUCGAGAGUCUCCCUGACCGCGGCCGGUCCUGCUGGCACCUAGGGGCCGUCUGGGCCCUCAGUCAGUUCCAGGAGAAUGAGCUGUUCCUGGGGAUGUACCCAGAUGAGCACUUCAUAGAGAAGCCUGUGAAGGAGGCCAUGGAGUCGUUCAGGAAGAGACUGGCAGAGGUCAGCAGUGUCAUCAAGAUCCGCAACGAAGGCAAGAAACUACCCUACUACUACUUCUCUCCUGACCGCAUCCCUAACAGUGUGGCUGUCUGAGAGAGGGAGGGAGGAGGGGAGAGGAGAGAGGGAGGAGGGGAGAGGGAGUGAGGGAGA
Molecule: messenger RNA, 3380 nt
Organism: Coregonus clupeaformis (lake whitefish)
Lineage: Eukaryota; Metazoa; Chordata; Actinopteri; Salmoniformes; Salmonidae
Product: polyunsaturated fatty acid 5-lipoxygenase
Exons: 14
Coding region: 1299-3323 (674 amino acids)
Biological process (GO): lipid oxidation; linoleic acid metabolic process
Cellular component (GO): nuclear envelope
Molecular function (GO): protein binding; arachidonate 5-lipoxygenase activity; iron ion binding
Source: RefSeq, a predicted model, not a curated record